GAUAAUUAUUGAUGGAGCUAAUUUGACUGUAUCUAAUGUCACCAUAGAAGACCAAGGUGUAUACUCGUGUUCAGCUCACACUGCUCUAGAUAGCACUGCUGCUAUGACUCAAGUAACUGUCCUUGAUGUUCCAGAUCCGCCAGAAAACCUUCACUUGUCUGAGAGACAGAACAGAAGUGUUCGGCUGACAUGGGAGGCUGGAGAUGAUCACAACAGCAAUAUUAGCGAGUAUAUUAUAGAAUUUGAAGGAAACAGAGAGGAACCUGGAAGGUGGGAAGAAUUGACUCGAGUCCAAGGAGAGGAAACAACAGUCAUGUUAUCUUUGGCUCCGUAUGUGAGAUACCAGUUCAGGGUCAUAGCCGUGAAUGAAGUAGGGAGAAGCCAGCCUAGCCAGCCAUCAGCCCAUCAUGAAACACCCCCAGCAGCUCCAGACAAGAAUCCACAAAACAUAAGGGUUCAAGCUUCUCAACCCAAGGAAAUGAUUAUCAAAUGGGAGCCUCUGAAACACAUGGAGCAGAAUGGACCUGGACUGGAGUACAGAGUGACCUGGAAACCACAGGGAGCCCCGGUGGAGUGGGAGGAAGAAACAGUCACAAACCACACCCUGCGGGUGAUGACGUCUGCUGUCUAUGCUCCAUAUGAUGUCCAGGUCCAAGCCAUCAAUCACCUGGGCUCUGGCCCUGAGCCUCAGUCAGUGAUUCUCUAUUCUGGAGAAGACUAUCCUGAUACAGCUCCAGUGAUCCAUGGGGUGGAUGUGAUAAACAGCACAUUAGUUAAAGUUACCUGGUCAACAAUUCCAAAGGAAAGAGUACAUGGACAUCUGAAAGGAUAUCAGGUAAAUUGGUGGAAAACAAAAAGUCUGUUGGAUGGAAGAACGUAUCCUAAAGAAGUAAACAUUCUGAGAUUUUCAGGACAAAGAAACUAUGGAAUGGUUCCUUCCCUAGAUGCCUUUAGUGAAUUUCACUUAACAGUCUCAGCUUAUAAUUCCAAAGGAGCUGGUCCAGAGAGUGAGCCUUAUAUAUUUCAAACACCAGAAGGAGUACCUGAAAAGCCAACUUUUCUCAAGGUCAUCAAAGUUGAUAAAGACACUGCCACUUUAUCCUGGGGACUACCUAAGAAAUUAAAUGGAAACUUAACUGGCUAUCUAUUACAGUACCAGAUAAUAAAUGACACCUAUGAGAUUGGAGAACUAAAUGAUAUCAACAUUACAACUCCAUCAAAGCCCAGCUGGCGUCUCUCAAACCUCAACGCAACUACCAAGUAUAAAUUCUACUUGAGGGCUUGCACUUCAAAGGGCUGUGGAAAACCCAUCACUGAGGAAAGCUCCACAUUAGGAGAAGGGAGUAAACGUGUCGGGAAGAUAUCAGAAGGAGUAAAUCUUACUCAAAAGAUUCACCCAGUAGAGGCAUUUGAGCCGGGAGCUGAACAUAUAGUUCGCCUACUGACUAAGAAUUGGGUUGAUAACAAUAGCCUUUUUGAAGAUGUAAUUGAGACAAGAGGGAGAGAAUAUGCCGGUUUAUAUGAUGACAUCUCCACGCAAGGCUGGUUUAUUGGAUUGAUGUGUGCGAUUGCUCUUCUCACGCUAAUGUUGUUGACUGUUUGCUUCGUGAAGAGGAACAAAGGUGGAAAGUACUCAGUAAAAGAAAAGGAAGAUCUGCAUCCAGACCCAGAAGUUCUGUCAGUGAAAGACGAAACCUUUGGUGAAUACAGUGACAGCGAUGAAAAACCUCUCAAAGGAAGCCUUCGCUCCCUUAACAGGGAUAUGCAGGCCACAGAAAGUGCCGACAGCUUAGUCGAGUAUGGAGAAGGUGACCACGGUCUAUUCAGUGAGGAUGGGUCAUUUAUUGGCGCCUAUGCUGGAUCUAAGGAGAAAGGAUCGGUGGAAAGCAAUGGAAGUUCUUCAGCACCAUUUCCACUCCGAGCGUAAACGCAGAGCAUAGAAACCCCUCAGCGGUGCACACCAGCCUUCCGUAUUUAUCUGCUUCAAGGGAGCAAGAACUUUUCCUCUAGGAAGAGAAACAUUGUGGCAAAAGACUUUAAUCCAGAAUUCGAACUUCCUGCAGUUGUGUUGAGAACAAUAGCACUGCCUUGAAAAAGUAAAAUACCUAGCACUACACGCCUUUCUUUUGUUUUUUCAGGUGCUCAAAAUGUAGAACACGAAACAAAUCCUGUAUUUAGAUUCACCUCACCUGAAUCCAAAGUAUCCAUCCAGUGAACUCCAUAGUUGCCUGGUUUUACUCUUCACUGUGUUUGUUUGCAGAGAUGUUGCUACCUUGUGGGUUUUCUGUGUAUGCACAUGUGUAUUCCGUCUCGGAGAACUGUCUUAGUGACUUCGCUUCCUGACAGGUUAAAAGAUGGUAAGCAAACUGGUUAUUUAAAAUGUAAAGAGAAUGAAUGUCUUACUUAAACAGUUCGUGGAAUAUAUACAGUCUAAAUUUAUUAUUUAAAAUUUGAGUAGUAGAGGUCUUAGGUGGACGAGCAACUAGUAUUUAUUGAGCUCCUAACUCUAUGCCCAGAGACGGUCACGCUUAAACAGAAUUCUACCUUUUUCAGUUUCAACGUGAAUUUGUAAUUUCUGUCACUCAUCACAGCUACAAGAAACAUCUUUGUUUUUUGUGUUUUUGUUUUGGACUCAAUUCAGCUGCAAAAGCAGUGGUCAGAAGGUUAUCUUGUGAAAGAACAGGCAGGAGGUGUCCGUGAUGCUGGGGUCUAAAAACUGGUAUCUAUUUAAUAGCUCCAUUUCUAAAUUGACUGCUUGUUCCUUUUCGCUAUGUUUGUGUAAUGGUAUGUUCCAUAUAUUUCAUGAAUGCCUUGUAAAUAAAUAUUAUGUUAAUAUUUACACAAUUUAAAAUAGAGAUUGUUUUAUUUUGGAGUGAGAAAAAGAACAUUAACAGGCAUGUCUGUGCAGCUGGAGAAUAUAGUAAUGCACCAUGUUUCAUCAUUCCAAAGCGCCAACCAAUCACAUGAGGUUCCCAAACUGAAAACUUUGUACAAAGCCUUUGGAUUUUGUUCUUAUGUGCUUUUCCCACCGUCUCAAAAUAAAAUAUCAUCAUAUAAAUAUUG
Lipotes vexillifer (Yangtze River dolphin) is the source of this 3063-nucleotide messenger RNA. RefSeq names its product cell adhesion molecule L1 like (gene CHL1). NCBI's taxonomy places the organism in Eukaryota, Metazoa, Chordata, Mammalia, Artiodactyla, Lipotidae. The transcript is spliced from 13 exons. The record is from RefSeq and is a predicted model, not a curated record. Bases 104 to 1927 code for a protein of 607 amino acids. Gene Ontology annotation, cellular component: axon; plasma membrane. Gene Ontology annotation, molecular function: cell-cell adhesion mediator activity. Gene Ontology annotation, biological process: cell-cell adhesion; axon guidance; brain development.